UUUUCAGAUGAUGUUCAAGAGCUCAUAUUACUAUUUAGAUGUACUAUUUUUUUUCAUUAUGCAUCGUUUCAGGCAUCAUAGUUCACUGUCCACAUAUUCUUACGAGGCAUCCAAAUUUACAUAAUUUUGUUUAUAAAUGAUUUAAACAUUCUGAGUCUCCAGGUGAGAUGAAGGCUAGAAAAUCCAAGUUAAUUAGACCCACCUUUGAUAUAGUGCAACUGAGCCAUGUGGGGGUUGGAUACUAACAAGUUGGAUCCAAAGGCAUGAUCAAAGAACAAUUAUAUAAAAGCAUACCGACUAUUGAUGGCUUGGUUUCCACUGCUUUGCAUUACCAAUGAGCAAACCUGUAUCGAUACUUUUUUGUCCUUGCAAAUUUUUAUCCAAAAACUUGGAUCAAAUGGGCAUCACUUUGGGAAAAAAAUCAACCUGACUAAGAUGAAGACACAUACUCUCAAAUUUCUUGAAGAGGACAGUGGUCCUCCAGAAUGGCACCCAGCAUCUCCUGGAUUAAAGUCUGCCUGCCAAGAUGCUACUUUGUAUUGUAAGGCGAGAGGGAAGAAUAUUUCAAAGCCAAGUAUGGCUGGUUUCCAAUAUGGCUUGUCAAAUAAGGAUUUCUUAUCAGGGCUGGUUGGCAUGAACUCUCUUAAACAGAAUAAAAGGAGAUGGACCAACCAUAUAACACCUGCAGGCAGAUGGGACUAGAGACUAUUCAGCAGCAACUAAUAUUCUGAAUUUGUGACAAAAACAUGGUAUAGGAUUUGGUGAUGGAUGAACUUGGACCAUAGUUUCAGUUUUAAAGAUACAGCUCUCUUGACUCCAUUUAGUCAAUUGGCUAGAGCAGGAGCGUACUUUACUAUUUAGUCUAGAAGACGUUUAAAUUGGAUUGGGAUAGGAGAGCGGUAGGCUUGAUCUUUGGCAAGUUACAACCUCAUGAUAUUCAUAUACACACACACAUGCUAUGGGUAUCAAAUUGUUAUCACCCAUCCGAAGAUCUCUGCAUCUGGCUAAGCAAUUGAGUAUGCCUACUUCAAAAGUCCCAAAGGGCCACUUUGCUGUUUCUGCAGAAGAAGAACAGAAAAAGAGAUUCAUAAUACCAAUAUUAUACUUGAACCAACAGUAGUUCAAAGACUUCCUGAGUUUCUCUGAAGAAAAGUUUGGAUUCACUCAUUCCCUGCACUGAAAAUACUAAAGUAUUUCUGACUUUCAGUUCAUGUUUGCAUCCUUUGAAAUGAUCUGACCAGCACAGCUGAUUGAAGCUUUUCAAUUUUGUGCAUUAUUCAUACUUGUUUUGUAUUUUCAAAGUUUGCAGAACUGGGUGAGCUUUGGCAAGGUUGUUGUGUUCCAAAGUUGCUGUAAUACUCAUUGCUGUGUUCCAAGGUUGGAGAACUGAUGGUUAUAACUAUUCUGUGAGGUAACUUUACUAGUGUAUGACUUGAUCAACUGUAAGUGAUAUAUGAAAAUUUUUGCAUUUCUGAAAAUCUACUAGCUCGAUCAUUCUUCAUAUAUGUCACAUCAGAUGUUUGUGGCGGUAAUUGGUUCGAGCUGCUUUGGAACACAGCAAGUAGAUUUCUUGACCCAAUGACUACGGGAAAGAGAAAUGUAUGAGAAUACUUGUUCUUUUUCUUUCAUUAUGAGCCGCUCAGAAGUGCUAACUUCUGCAUUGGUUCUACAGGUGUUAUAGGCAACGGAUAAUCGUAACAAGUAGUUGGAAGCUGUAGACUUAUGGUCGAUCAAGACAAUCUUACCACCUGUUAAAAUAGUUCAAUUUGAAUAGAUAAUAUGAUAUUUGGAACUUUUUCUUAAUCAUGUUAAAAAAAUUAAUUUAGGAACUUUCUGUUUAAACAGUAAACUUCCUGAUUUCCUUGGGGAGCUUGCUCAUCGUGCCCCUGGAAGAAUUCUAGUGAGGUUACACUGCUGUCAC
Messenger RNA from Rosa chinensis, 1921 nucleotides. RefSeq lists its product as uncharacterized. The coding region runs from base 304 to 702 and encodes 132 amino acids. Gene Ontology annotation, molecular function: L-galactose dehydrogenase activity. Gene Ontology annotation, cellular component: cytosol. The record is from RefSeq and is a predicted model, not a curated record. Lineage: Eukaryota; Viridiplantae; Streptophyta; Magnoliopsida; Rosales; Rosaceae. The transcript has 3 exons. Gene Ontology annotation, biological process: L-ascorbic acid biosynthetic process.